Cydia strobilella is the source of this 3638-nucleotide messenger RNA. RefSeq names its product very-long-chain (3R)-3-hydroxyacyl-CoA dehydratase (gene Hacd2). Gene Ontology annotation, cellular component: endoplasmic reticulum membrane. Lineage: Eukaryota; Metazoa; Arthropoda; Insecta; Lepidoptera; Tortricidae. The record is from RefSeq and is a predicted model, not a curated record. Bases 110 to 1228 code for a protein of 372 amino acids. The transcript has 6 exons. Gene Ontology annotation, biological process: fatty acid elongation; sphingolipid biosynthetic process; very long-chain fatty acid biosynthetic process. Gene Ontology annotation, molecular function: 3-hydroxyacyl-CoA dehydratase activity.
UUUGGUUGCCUAGAAAUCGGCCUUUAAAAAAUAUUCCAUAAUUUUCUCGUUCUAAAGUAUAAUACUAUGUGCUAAGUAGUAAAUUUAGGCAUUAAAUUAGAGCUACAAAAUGGUGAUACCCAGCCCGUUCGUCUAUUGGGCGCAAACCGAGAAAGGGGUUUCCUUAAAGAUCGACUUGAAAAAUGUUGUAAAACCUGAUGUGAAUGUUCUGGAAAGCAAGAUUAAGUUCUCCGCCGACGGCAUAGGUGCUCAUGGCAAAACACUUUAUGAGUUUAGUUUAGACUUGUUCUCUCCCAUAAAAUCGAUUGAAUCUGACAGCGAGUACCCAACGACAGUGCGAAUAUUCGACAACCGCGUGGAAGUGAUUCUGGUGAAGGAGAAGCCAUCAUGGUGGCCCCGACUGACAGCACAACCACAAAAGCCAGCCUGGGUGAAGAUAAACUUCGACCUAUGGAAGACUGAGGAUGGAUUGGACAGCGAGGAUGAGACCCGUGACGUCAUGAAGGACUACCCCGGGAUGUAUGAUAAGCUGCAAAAAGAGGAAUUUGGCUAUAGGAAAGACUACAAGAAAGUAUAUCUCAUCCUCUACAACCUGUUCCAAUUCGUGGGCUUCUCCUACGUACUAGCGGUCAUGGCGGUCCGCUACAUGAAGCUUGAAGGGCUCUCAAUCGCCGAUACUUAUGAGCACGUGGGGCCCGCCAUGAAGUUUCUUCAACUAAUGCAGUACCUAGAAGUCAUGCAUCCCAUGUUCGGAUAUACUAAGGGAGGCGUUUUAGUCCCCUUCCUCCAAGUGAGUGGCCGCGCCAUGGUCCUGUUUGCCAUGAUCGAAGCAGAGCCUCGCAUGCAGACGAAACCCGUCGUUUUCUACCUAUUCAUAGUAUGGAGUCUCAUAGAGGUUGUCAGGUACCCAUACUACAUAACUCAACUCUACAAAAAAGAGAUUUACAUCCUCACUUGGCUCCGCUACACCAUGUGGAUCCCUCUCUACCCCAUAGGGGUCUUCUGUGAAGCCAUCAUCCUCAUCAGAAACAUACCUUACUUCGAGGAAACUUUAAAAUUCACAAUUUCUCUACCCAACGCUUGGAACUUCGCUUUCCACAUGCCAACUGCCUUACGAGUAUAUUUAUUACUUCUUAUGUGCCCUGGCUUAUACUUCGUUAUGAGCCAUAUGCAUAAGUUAAGAACAGUCAAGCUAAAACCUAAAGUUGUUAUAAAGAAGUCUAAAUAGUAUAACGCCUUAGGUAAGGCUGCGUCAGAUUUGGUGAAAUUGUGCACUGUUCUUUGGAUAGCACAUAUAACUGGUAUGGACGUUGUCUGUACUAAAAUAACGAUGGCAUUUUAUCGUGAUGUUUGUCAUUUUUUGGGAAUUGAAGAUAAAUGUAAUUUAAACUAGUAAGGUUCAUAAGGUCAUGUGGACUAAGAGAAACAUAAUUUAUGUUGAUUGGGGUAAGAGAAACAGUAUAAGAAUUCUGAUGAGGUAAGAGAAUCAUCAGGAGUCCCAGACAGGGAUCGGAUACCGGUAUUUUUUGUAUGGGAACGAAACCGGUAUUUUUUCGUUAUUGUUAAUUAUUUUAUUUCUAAUUGGGCAACCCAACCUAAUCGAAGGCGUUAAAAACACAACUAAGUCCUACAUUUGGAGUAUAAAAUAAUUCGAAAUAUAAUAGCUAUAGGGUAUAUGCUGCACAUGGAGCAUAAGGGGCAUAAGGACCCUUUAGGCAUGCAAAGUCACAAAUACUCGCCACUCGACUAAAUUACUAAUUUAUUUUUAUUAUAAACUGAUCGGCGAUUGGCCCUAGUCACACCUGAUAGAAAGUGAAGACAGGGCCUAAGAUGGAGCUCACCGGUUAAGUAACAGCCUAUUCACUCUUGCUUUAAAGUAAUGUAGUCCGAACUAUUAGACUUAAGCGCAUUGUCAUUUCGUGGACGCAUGCGUUCAACCAAAGAGAUUUAAGAAGACAUACGAGUGCUUACUCCAUAUGUCACUUUUGUACCAAAACGACUAUUAUUUUCGUAGUCUACAUCUAGCGUCACGUAGCGGACGGACGGAAAUUCAAAUGCUCAACGAUUUUCAGCUAAUACUAUAACCGGAACUCUAUUUUCAACUCCUUCUGCUUAUAAUAUCAAUACAUAUUAUAAAACAAUAUACUCCUUUUUUUGGGCAGUCGUGUAAAAACAAAGUCCCACACCACGUCUGUCUGUCUGUAUGUUCGCGAUAAACUCAAAAACUACUGAAAGGAUUUUCACGCGGUUUUCACCUUUCAUUAGAGUGAUUCUUGAGGAAGAAGUUCUUGUUGUAGAAGAAAUUUGUUGAACUACCCGUGCGAAGCCGGGCGGGUCGCUAGUUAGUUAUAAAUUGUUGAGCAAUACACUUUUCGUCACUCGCGACACAUGUGACAUCGUAUCGAGUAGCAGUACUGAUAGUUCCGCUACUUACCGCUAGAUGUAGACUACGAAAAUAAUAGUCUUUUUGGUUACAAAACCGAUGUAUGGAGUGAGUACUCUAUGUCUUCUUAAUUCUCUUUGGUUCAACGCUGCUGCGUUUAUCGCAUAAAACAACCGCGCGCAACAUAGAGACAACAUACAGAUUUAAUAUUGCUUGUUGUAGUAAAUGUAGUGUACUUAGUGGGAUAUGCAAUGUUUAGUCAAGUAGAAUCAGUGUGUAGUUUAAAGUAGAUGUACGGGAAUUCGGUUCAUUUAAUUUUAGUACAUAUCUAGGUUUCACCUUAGUUGGGUACCCUGGACUGUUUCUAGUCCUGCCUUUAACCUUUUCGACUCCGUGUCAAAUACAGAAACUGUCACUCGGACACCACGUCCGAAGUGUCAAAACUGAAAUUGAACUUUAUGCACAUGCACGUAGGUCUAUGUUGCUCUAUGGUCUGUGUCGGAUUGAUCAUUUGGCGUUGGACCUGCGGUGCCGAUAUAUCGGUCAUUGGCGUCCAAAAGGUUAAUGAAUAAGACUUGUGUUAAAUAUAUUAAUAACGGGUCACUCACGUGUUUUAAGUCGAAAACGCUCGACAUGUUUCACUCCGUACCGAGGAGCGUCAUCAGGAGCUUGCGUCGACGGUGACGGACCGGCGCAGACUGCGGGCCGCAGCCCUCCGCGCCCGAUGACAUGUCGAGCGUUUUCGACUUAAAACACGUGAGUGACCCGUUAUUAAUAUAUUUAAUAUGUCUGUGUCUCACGGAAGUUUUGUUAAGACUUGUGUUGUAUGUGAUAAGAUAAACGGAUAAGAAACCACGCUUAAUUACUAUAUUUUGCUUCAAAACUUUGGUUCAGCGUACAGCUGUACUGUUUAAAUGUACAAAAUUCAAAAUAUUAUGGUAAGAAUUUAAACUGUUGUGAGACAUACUAACAUUAAAUCAUUUUACGGUUUAGACUCACUUGUUUUAGUCACUCGCUCGCUUGGUUUAGUGAGUUCGUGCUGUGUGGCGCUACAAGUGUUAGUUGACCCAAACCCAAACACACCACUGUGCCCGCCUACAACGAUAGCGCAAGAUCUCCCCUAACCGGCUUUCUCGGCGCGCGGCAGUACGCAAUACACGGUCGUCGUGAACGCUGCUUGCACUAUUAGUGCUUGAGAAAGGAGACCUAGGCUCUCCGAAACAUGUCGCGCGAGUGACUAAAACAAGUGAGUCUA